This is a messenger RNA of Nestor notabilis (Kea), 315 nucleotides long. Its product is annotated as alveolar macrophage chemotactic factor-like. Bases 1 to 315 code for a protein of 104 amino acids. Gene Ontology annotation, molecular function: chemokine activity; CXCR chemokine receptor binding. The transcript is spliced from 4 exons. Gene Ontology annotation, cellular component: extracellular region. The record is from RefSeq and is a predicted model, not a curated record. Lineage: Eukaryota; Metazoa; Chordata; Aves; Psittaciformes; Psittacidae. Gene Ontology annotation, biological process: chemokine-mediated signaling pathway; cellular response to lipopolysaccharide; neutrophil chemotaxis.
AUGCGAACGCCAGCUGGGAUGGGGAUGGGAGCUCCAGUGCUCCCAUGGCUGCUUGUGCUGCUGGUGUUGUCCCACUCAGCCCAUGCAGCCAUCCUGGAGGUGAAUGGAAACCUGAACUGUAGGUGCGUAAAGACAACCUCAGACUACAUUAGUCCAAAGAGAUACGAAAGCAUUGAGAUAAGACCCGUGGGGAGCACCUGCAGGCGUACAGAGAUCAUAAUUAAGCUAAAAACCUCAGGGAAGGUGUGUGUGAAUCCUGAUGCCCCUUGGGUGAAGAAGCUGCUGAAGCGUAUUGCUAGCACGAAGAAAAAAUAA